Molecule: messenger RNA, 1830 nt
Organism: Oikopleura dioica
Lineage: Eukaryota; Metazoa; Chordata; Appendicularia; Copelata; Oikopleuridae
Source: the annotation of a GenBank genome assembly
AUGAGUGUGUUGUGCGUUUGUGACCAGCCUGACUGCCCCGAGACUGGUUUUUGUACGACCGAAGGCACUUGCGUUACGUAUUAUACAGAUGGAGGCUCGGAGAGAAGAUGUCUAGAUCAUGACAAUUUGCUUCACCGCGGCGUUUGCGCGUUUAACUCGAUAAAAGGUUCUUCAACCCAUGUUGACUGCUGUAAAGAAGACUUGUGCAACAAUGUAAAAAAUGCCGUUUCCGAAUCUAACGUUUCUAUUUACUCCGACCAAGCAAACGUUCUCAAACUCGUUAUAAGUAUCUGCGGCGGUUUUAUAAUCGUUAUUCUCUCCGUAGUUGCUAUCAAACGUAACUGUCUCGGUCGAGUGAAAAAUCUUCUGAAAAAGCAUCACAGUAGUGCAGAAGAGCGAGUCCCGUUGGAAUCAACUGUGGAUCAUGCGAACACGACGACCUCGGCGAUUGAUGAGACUUCUGGUAGUGGACAAGGUGACCCAGAAGUGCUCCUACGAACAAUUACAAAGGACCUUGGCAAGACAUGCUUCACAGGACAGCCCAUCGGAAAGGGACGGUACGGAGAGGUGUGGAAAGCGAGCUUUAAAGGACGAACGGUCGCGAUCAAAUGUGUGAAGUCUACAGAAGGAGAGUCCUUUUAUCGAGAAACGAACAUUUAUGCGACGAGUAUGCUUCGCCAUUUGAAUAUUUUGGAUUUCAUCGGAGCGGAUAUGCGUUCUUGCGACCAUGGAUACACAGAACUGCUUCUGAUUACUGCUUAUCAUCAGCUUGGAAGCCUCUAUGACUUUCUUCGAGUCGAAAAGAUCGACAAACUCAUCGCCGUCCGUUUACUCAACUCCGCUCUCUCUGGCCUCGUCCACUUGCACUGCGGUAUUGAUGGCCACUCGCCCUUUGGAGAUCAGAAUCAAGGCAAAUACAAAGUUGCCAUCGCUCACAGAGAUAUCAAGUCGCGAAAUAUUCUCGUGAAAAAUGAUCUAACAUGUUGCGUCGCUGAUUUUGGAAUGGCAGUUAAGCGUAAUCCAGAUGGAAAAGCCGAUUUUGGCAAUAGCUUUCCCAAGAUUAAAAUUGGAACUCGCCGCUACAUGGCACCAGAAAUACUGGCUGAAACAAUCAAUUUAAAGGAUUUCACUGCCUUUCAAAGGGCCGAUGUCUAUGCUCUUGGCCUACUCAUUUGGGAGAUUACUCGAUGCAUUCCUGUUGGAGACGAUGAGGGCCUAUUUUACGAGCCAGCGUUUUUCGACGUGGUCUCUGCAGAUCCGCAAUUUCAAGAAAUGGAAAACAUAAUCUGCGACAGAAAAAUGCGGCCAACUCAUAAUCCCAAAUGGAACUUAGAUUCAGCAACUCGAAUCCUAGCCAAAUUGCAGGUUGACUGCUGGUGCGACGAUCCCUCCUCGCGGCUCCCAAUGGUCAGAAUAAAGAAGACUGUCGCGAAGCUUGAAUCUGACUUGAUAGAGGAUAUGAAAGCGGCUGGCACCGAUAUUUGCGAGUUUAUAGCUUCCAAGAGCUCUUUAUUCCUCAAAAAUCAAAAAGAGCGAGAAGAACAGACCCUUCGCGAAGAACAGUUGGCGGAAGAGCAGCGAAAAUACGAAGAGCAACUCAAGCGCAACGUGAACAACAUGACCUACUCGUACAUUCCUCAGGACUAUUCUCAGUAUCGUUCCACCUUCCCUCAACCUGCCUAUCCUCUGAACUGGACUUCUUCAACUUCCACUCCACUGCAACAUUACCCGAUGCCUUUCCAUCCCUCCACCAACUUUUUCACGUCAACGCCGAACGACGAUCAACAAAACAGGACCCCUCUCUUCCCCAAACAAGCGCACCCUUACUGA